AUGGCCAAGAAGCGGCGUACUAAGAAGAGGAAGGGAACAAGUACAAGACCAGACCCCGCCCAGGGCGCCACGUCCAGCAUGUCCACCACCGACGAGUUCGCGUCGCACUCGAGCGAUGGCCUGUCGAGCGGCUUGCACGAGAGCGAGACCGCCACCGAGAUGACGAGCGUCAUGAGUACCACCGAGGGAUCCCAGGGCGUCUUCGAGGCCGACGAGGAGUGGAAUUCGCAAGACGAGGAGGGCAUGGAAGUCGACGAAGACGGCGACGACGACGACGACGACGACGACAACUUAUCCGUUUUUACGCCCAGCCAUUACCCACGGCCCAGCGAGUCCCACCGCACCGAGAUGCCCUACAUGACAUCGCCAAACCACCAGGACAUGUCUUCAACCCGGUCUUUCAUGGAGCGAGAGUUGGAUUACCAAUGGGAGAACGGUCGCCGGUACUGCGGCUCGCAUUAUCACCUCCCAAACGACGAGUGGGAAAUGUGCCGCAUGAGCUUAGUUCACCGGGUCUACUUGCACGUCUUUGACGGCAAGCUCAGUACGGUACCACUGGAAAACCCGCAGAGGAUACUGGACGUUGGUACGGGCAUCGGCGAAUGGGCGAUAGGCAUGGCCGACGAGUUCCCCAGCUGUGAGGUUAUUGGCACAGACAUCUCCGCCAUUGCGCCCACGUCGAUACCGAUGAACUGCUUCUUCGAGGUCGACGACGCCGAGCUAGAGUGGGAGCGCGAGCUCAACUCGUUCGAUCUGGUGCACUUCCGCCAUAUGAUGGCGGCUUUUACGGACUGGAAUUUCAUUUACAAAGAAGCCUUCAAGGUCCUUCGGCCCGGCGGCUGGAUCGAGAUGCUGGAAUGGGACGAUCAACAAGGAUUUAAAAAAUUCCUUUCAGAGUUCCCCCCUACUUCUGAGAUCCAUGCAUUGUCGAGGGACCUGACGCUCGCUGGCAUCAAGGCCGGACGCGCAAGAGGCGUCUCUCAUAUGAACCCGAAGCUUUUGACGGAUGCCGGCUUCACGGACAUCAAACUUACGGAGCACAUGAUUCCUAUCAACAUCGAGGCCAGCGAAGGCAAGCUUUGGCUGAUUGCUUGUAUCGACGGAUUGGAGGCCGAAUGCCUACGCCCUCUCACCAAGCACAUGGGGUGGGAUCCGGAACAUGUCAAAACGGCAUGCCACAAUGUUGCCAAAGAGAUGGCCCGCCUGGCAAGAGACCCGGUCAAAUCGCACGGGCUGGUUGUCAAGGCCCGCGUCCUGGUUGGUAGGAAGCCACUGAAUGCAGCAACGCCGCCAAGGGUCUACCCGAGACAUACCGAGGACGCGGACGAGACGGACGAUACGGCGAAGGAGGACAACCACAGCAGACAUCUAGCCGAUGAUGAGGCUCAAGACUCUGCGGUCGAGACCACAGCUUGA
Messenger RNA from Colletotrichum spaethianum, 1416 nucleotides. Its product is annotated as secondary metabolism regulator LAE1. The record is from RefSeq and is a predicted model, not a curated record. Bases 1 to 1416 code for a protein of 471 amino acids. Lineage: Eukaryota; Fungi; Ascomycota; Sordariomycetes; Glomerellales; Glomerellaceae. The transcript is spliced from 2 exons. Gene Ontology annotation, molecular function: methyltransferase activity.